AUGAUUUGCUCCAGCCCUCCUGCCUACACUCGGAGUGGAUUUGUCGCGGCUGCUAUCCGAACGGUAUUGAUCUUCUGUGGUUUCGUGGCUUCGGCUCUGAGUGAGGAUAUCUGCAGCACUCGGGCGUGUGAAGAAGUAGCCAGAAUAUACGGUCAGAGCCUCAACUUGAGUCGGGACCCGUGUUCGGAUUUCUUUUCCUACGUCUGCGACGGAUGGAUCAGGACCAUGAUGGGAAAAUACGAGUUCUCUUCGGCGCGUGUCUCAACUAGUACCGAUGACUUACUCGCCGAAGCGGUCAAGACGAUCUUGCUGAAGAAAAUGAGGCAGGCCCCCCUCGACGCAACGAACGGUUCACACAAAGUGGUCCGUGAUUCCGAGAUGCAACCCAUCAUGUUCUUCAAGAGUUGCACCCUCUCCGCGAAGCGGCCGCCCGGGGAGCUCAAUCUCGCUACCAUCCGAAAAUUCUUCCAUGAAAUUGAGCUUCCCUUCUUCGAUGAGGACGCAACAACGGGGAGGAAUGCGUUAUCCGCUAUUCUGCAUCUAGCGAUUCGUUUCAACAUAAACCCGAUUCUCCGAGUGGAUUUCAGGAAGAAUGGGCUUCUGAUACGGAAAACUCACACCGUGCUCCCUUCGACUCUGGAACUCAACAUGGAAGCGGACCAGAUCGAAGAACAAUGGAAGGCGAGAAUCCUCGAAAGUUUUAAGAAUUCGUCUCAGGACGCCGCGAUAAUCGUGGAGUUCGGAUCCUUUUUCGAAGCCUUCAAUGUCCGAGUGACGAGACAAAAUCUGUUAAGGCUUGGGCGGAGCUACUUCACAAUUCGAGAUGCUAUGCGUUUCGUUUUCCUGAGUACGGAAGCUUACACUACUUAUCGGCUCAACACGUGGUCCAUGGGUUUGGGCACGACCUAUUUCGAUUUCUUCAAUAAACACACGGGAAAUUUGGCGAAGCUUCAGGAGGAGGACCGCAUAACGAUGGUACCUUUCUUUUUCGAGCCACUCGUGAUCGCAAUGACAGAUCCCGAGCUGUCGCCGAUUUUCAUCGACUUCGUAUCAGUUCAUUUACUUCGGAACGAGUUCUUGGGACACCUCGGUCGGACUAAGUGCGCCCAUUCGGCUAAGUGUGACCCGGCAAUCGAGUCUGAAGCCGAGAAGUUCUGCGCAACAAUCACGCAGCGGGUCUUCCAAUGGUCAACCGCGGCGAUGGUGGCGCGCGCAACCCACACCGAUUACACUGUGAGACGUGCACGUUAUCUCUUCAAUCUGUUCAAGUGCAUGUACGCGAAGCGUAUCGACGGGGCAGGCGGAAUGGAUAUGAGGACCAGAGUCCAAAUAAUCGAAGCCUUGGUCAGAGUUCGGGCUCGCGGCCUAUAUCCGGAAUCUCUGGAUAGAUUCGAAAUAUCGGAGCUUGGAUUCGCACUGUCGCCCUACGACAUGGUGCAUAACAUCAUCGAAGUGAGGAGAAGCAAGCGGUCGCUCCAACUGGCCGCCGUCGGUUUCCCUUUUCAUCGAAACAUGAAUUUGGACGCUCCUAUCGGCUUCAUAUACUACGCCGCGACUGCUGAUGUUUACCUACCGGCUUCACUACUGGAGUUCCCAUACAUGGUUGAAACAUUGCCGCUAUGGAGUACCCUCGGUGCAAUCGGAUGGGCGGCCGCUCACGAGAUCGGCCACGCAAUCUUGAAAACUGUUAAGAAUAUCGCUACCCGUGCGAGAUCACCCCUAGAGCGGAACGAAUCGUAUUAUCACACAGCUUACGCGAAUUCCGAAGAAUGCUUCAAGGAGCUCUACGACGCGCCGUUCCUUAAUGAAAACCAAAACGAGCGGUUUUAUCUCGAAGAGGCGAUAGCCGAUCACCUUUCAUUGCGAGUAUCUCUCGACGCUCUGAAAUGGUUGAAGGAGAGAAAUACGUUCCCUAGGCUUCCCAUGAAAUCAAUUUUCAAUUUCGAGCAAAUGUUCUUCAUUAGUCGAGUUUACCCACAAUGCUGGCUAUCGCCGUUCUUCUCCUGGUCAAGUGCAGAAUCACAUCCUCCCAAUUUCCAUCGAGUGAACCGGGGCCUAUCAAACUUCUCGCCGUUCGCGACUGCCUUCCAAUGUAAAUCGAAGGACGCAAUGAUUGCUCAGACUCCCUGCAACGCUAUGUUCUGA
Galendromus occidentalis (western predatory mite) is the source of this 2145-nucleotide messenger RNA. RefSeq lists its product as uncharacterized. Lineage: Eukaryota; Metazoa; Arthropoda; Arachnida; Mesostigmata; Phytoseiidae. The transcript has 5 exons. The coding region runs from base 1 to 2145 and encodes 714 amino acids. Gene Ontology annotation, molecular function: metalloendopeptidase activity. The record is from RefSeq and is a predicted model, not a curated record. Gene Ontology annotation, cellular component: plasma membrane. Gene Ontology annotation, biological process: proteolysis.